Messenger RNA from Erpetoichthys calabaricus (reedfish), 2050 nucleotides. RefSeq names its product paired box 1a (gene pax1a). The record is from RefSeq and is a predicted model, not a curated record. The transcript is spliced from 5 exons. Bases 240 to 1316 code for a protein of 358 amino acids. Gene Ontology annotation, biological process: anatomical structure development; regulation of transcription by RNA polymerase II. Gene Ontology annotation, molecular function: RNA polymerase II cis-regulatory region sequence-specific DNA binding; DNA-binding transcription factor activity, RNA polymerase II-specific. NCBI's taxonomy places the organism in Eukaryota, Metazoa, Chordata, Cladistia, Polypteriformes, Polypteridae.
AAUCUUAGACUCUGGAAUAGUGAAAUUUGCCUUGAUCGAAAGAAGAUCACCUUUGAGAAUUUCAUCCUGAACUCUGAAACUUUGUUCUUUCAGAGCAUUUCGAGCAAAGAAAACAAAGCUUCCUUCUUGUGCGUCUUUCAUUUCUAGGAAAGUGCUCAACGGACCAGGCAAAGAGGAGAAGUUCCUUUCAGCCAUUGAAGGGCAAAUAUUUAAGCGAAAGCAUCCUGAACCGCCGGGCUAUGGAGCAAACCUAUGGAGAGGUGAACCAGCUGGGAGGUGUGUUUGUCAAUGGAAGACCUUUGCCUAAUGCCAUAAGGCUGCGGAUAGUAGAGCUGGCCCAACUCGGAAUUAGACCUUGUGACAUUAGCAGGCAGCUGAGGGUGUCUCAUGGAUGUGUGAGCAAAAUAUUAGCAAGAUACAACGAAACCGGAUCGAUUUUACCAGGUGCUAUUGGAGGAAGUAAACCGAGGGUUACUACACCGAAUGUGGUAAAACACAUCAGAGACUACAAGCAGGGAGACCCCGGAAUUUUCGCAUGGGAGAUCCGGGACAGACUUUUGGCAGAUGGAGUUUGUGACAAGUAUAACGUGCCCUCUGUGAGCUCCAUCAGCAGGAUUUUAAGGAAUAAGAUAGGAAACCUUUCUCAGCCGAAUCAAUAUGAAAACACAAAACAACCACCUCCGCAACCUACUUUAUCUUACAAUCACAUUUACCAGUACCCAUACUCAAAUGCAAUGUCGCCCACCGGCGCAAAAAUGGUCAACUCCCCAACAGUCGCAUCACACGUGGGCAUCCCGAGGGCUUGGCCGUCAGCGCAUUCAGUGAGCAACAUUCUGGGGAUCAGAGCAUUCAUGGAUCCCGGUAGUAUUGCCGGUACAGAAGCACCAUCUUACCAACCGAAAAUCGAGGACUGGAGUAGUGUUAACAGGGCAACAUUUUCCACUGCUCACGGUGUAAACGGCAUCGACAAGCCAUCUAUUGAUCCCGAUAUUAAAUAUCCACAGCCUGCCUCAUCUUUAUCGGCUGUGAGUAGUUUUGUUCCAGCUUGCGCGUAUUCGCCUUCCAACCAGUAUGGAGUUUACAAUGGACCAGCAGGUAGCUAUAUGACCCCUGGGCAUCACUGGCAGUCUCAAGGUGUCAGCUUAUCCCACCCUGGAAGUGGCAUGACAAUGCAUGGGGGAGAAAUUCAUUCAUCCAUGGCCUUUAAACACCCAGAGAGAGAAGGAGACCGAAAACCUCCAAGCCCUUUAAGCAAACAUCAGCAUGGAGCUUUAAGUAAUGUACAUGGACUCACGAUUCCUGCCUCUUCAUCAUAAUGAUUUUUUUAUUAUUAAAUGAACUUUUAUCAGGAAAACAUUUUUGACGGAGCAGAACAGGAAAUUAAUUACAAUAAAAAAUACAUUAGAUUAAUGUUUAUUUGUUGCAGUUUCUUUGCAAACAGAGGCCUACAUCAGAUUGGCCCGAACAUAAUAUUUAUCGAUGAUACUGAAGUGUUAAAUACGAGCUCAUCGCAUUUCUUUUAACAGUGUUUUUUGUGUACAAUAAUUAAUGGAACAGUCUAUGGCUCUUUAAUUUUAUUUUAUAAAUUCUAAUGGAAAUGAAAACGAUCAGAAAUUUUAACAGUGUUUGAUGCCUAGGAAUUUAUUUUUUAUUUUAUAUUUUUUGUACUGAAUAAGGAAGAUUCUAAAUGUGGCGUGUCUUUAUUGAGUCUACAUUUUCAAGUAAAGUAAUAUCCAAAAAAGUCAGCCUUAAGUCGAUGAUAACCAUAUAAUUGUUUGUUUUUUUUCUAAAAGGCCAUGAAACUUUUUUUUGAGUUUUAUACGUGAUUGUGUUUGUGCAUUUGUAUUUGUUCUUCCUUGCCAUGAAAAUGCAUCAAUAAAACAUCCAUACAAGCCUUGGACUUCUACAUAUGUGAACAAAUAUACAAUUUGUACUCCCUCCAGUUUGUGCAUGUAUGUAUGUAUAUUUGCAUAGAAAGAUAGUUAGAUAUUUAAAAGUAAAUUAAAUAAUGGUAAAGGAUGAAUAAAAACUGUGAUAUUUAACUUAACAA